AUGGCGAGCCGUAAGAGGACCGACGAUCCAGAUCGUCGGUUGUCGUUGUCUCAACGCCACUUGUGGUCCUCGUCGUCUGACGAGGAGGAGGAGAAGACGACCUCCUCCUGGACGCCCUGCGUAGCGGAGUGUAAGAACUCAUCUCUGAGUCACGUCGACUCCAUCGAGCAGUCGACAGGUCAAGACGCGUCGUCGCGUCGCGACAACAAUCCCUUUAGUUUUAAGGCCUUCUUAAAGAAUGGUAUGCAGCAAACCAACUAUCACAACACCGGGGCAAGGCCAAAAGUCUAUUCAUCCUCUACAUCGAGUCCUGGUAACGUUCUUGAUAAAGAUAAUGUCGGCAGCGGCGUUUAUUCCGGUCGAAACCCAACGGAAUUGCCAGACUUUGUACAGGAUCACCUGGUUAUUGAACAGUGUUACCUAAAUCAUGAAAAUAGUCAACCAAUACUACCUGAUGUGGAUAAUCUGCCGGAUUUUGCAUUGAACAGUAUGGAGCAAAGGCAGUCUCGAUUACGGAACGAGACCAAAAAGAACGACUCUGACAUCUUAUGCGAUGAUCUACGAUCGUUUGAUCUCACUGAUACAUUGCACAAAGGCUUACCACACAGAGAUCAUUCUGCAUCAAAUACAAAAAAUCAAAUGCAUUCAAAUCACUUGGACCUACCUAUGUUCGAGGAUAGACUCAACGAAACUGCACCUAUCUUUCCUCGUCCUGAACACAGAGGAUUUCCAUUCGAUUUGCCAUUACCCUUUCCUGACUCCAAUCCUAGUAUAAAUACAACCGCACGAGGCGAUCUUCCAUCAGGAGGUGAAGCGAAUGUUCACAAAUCUCUACCAGACUUCUUAAGCGAUGGUCCUAUACAUAGAUCUUCAGAUUCAGAACCUACAGCGAGCAUGACAGAAUCCACAGAAAGAAGGCUUUUAUUCGAAAAUGAAAGAUUACGUCAACAAUUAGAAGCAUCUCGAAGGCAACUUAGUGAAAAAAUGGAAAGAAUUCGUUCAUUGGAGGCAGAAUUGUUAUCUAAAAAGGAAGUAGAACACGAAGAGACUGUGCACUUGGAAAAAGCGAUGGAGCAAGUCGAAGAUAACUUAAAACGAAGUACAAAGCGAGCAGUUAAUGCUGAAAGUACUGUCACAUCAUUGAAAAAAGAAAUUAAGAUUUUAACGACAGAGAUAUCUCUACUACGACUAGAGAAUAGUGAACUUCGAGCUAGUAUCUCGGCGGCUGGACAAAGUGAAUCGAAUGCUGGUGCUGUUAAUAUGAAUCGUACAAUUAGAAGGCUUGCGCGUGAUUUAUUCGCGGCUGCAUCGUCGGCUGAAGUAUCCCUCAGACAAUUAAUGUCCGGUGUGGAUAAUCUGAGAGUGCUCGCAUCAACCCUCGAAAAUGUGGACAGGAUAGAAGACUGGACCAAAGACUUUUUACCUGAUUCCGACGAGGAUAAUGCCACCGGUCCCGCAGUAUAAUGGAAUUUUCUCUCUUUCUCUAUAUAUAUAUACAUAUUAUAUAUAUUCGUAUUUUCACACUAUUCUCCUUUUUAUCACUUCAUCAUAUAUCCCAUCAAUUCCCAAUUUCACUGCGCAUCCAUUGAUGAUAAAUGAUCCAUACGUUGAUCGAUUCAACACAUUAAUAUCAAUGCAUUGCUAUGCAAUGUAUUGAUAUUUUGAACGCAAUGAGAAUUUAUUAUUUCAAUCGUUCCUUGUUAUCUACAUUCGUUGCAGAAUUUUUAAUUUCCAUCCCUCCUGCUGCCGCCCAGACUAAUAUCCUAACGUAAGAUCGCUUCGAUUUGAACGUAUAAAUAUAUAUUAUUUAUAAAAUAUUCGUAAUAUUUUUAUAUUUGUGACAAUUUGUAAAAUUUAUUUAAUCGAAUCAAUGACGAUGCAAAGGAGCAGAUACAUUUCCGACGAUAUCAUGACCUUCUUUGAUUGAAGAGGAACAUAUUUUCUUAGUUGUAUAUUGUACGUGUGAACAAAAAAUGCAAAUUUAAAAAAAUAAUCAGAAUCUUACGUGAUAUCGCAAAGUUGAUAGACAUUAAAAAUAUUCAUCUGUUUUCAUCACGCAGCAUAACACGUGAUGUAAAGCUAGAAUAUAUUUUUUAUAUAUACAAGAGAUAUCGAGACUCUGUCUUACCGCGUAUACGAUAUGUACACAUGAGGCUUUAAAUAGACAUAUAUAACAAUUAUACAUUUAGUCCGAUUCCAGUCCAUAAAUUUACUAAUAAGUUCAGAUCACAAUGCUUGUAUAUAAUGUCGUAUAUAUUUAUUUUCGAUCGUAUGUAGAUACAUGCGAAGUACACUCGAAUUGUGUACAAUAUAUGCGUAAUACUUUGGUAUUGAAA
Acromyrmex echinatior (Panamanian leafcutter ant) is the source of this 2336-nucleotide messenger RNA. Its product is annotated as lethal (3) 04053. The record is from RefSeq and is a predicted model, not a curated record. Gene Ontology annotation, cellular component: ciliary basal body; centrosome; early endosome. Gene Ontology annotation, biological process: regulation of cytokinesis; positive regulation of cilium assembly; positive regulation of protein localization to cilium. NCBI's taxonomy places the organism in Eukaryota, Metazoa, Arthropoda, Insecta, Hymenoptera, Formicidae.